Molecule: messenger RNA, 1920 nt
Organism: Pediculus humanus corporis (human body louse)
Lineage: Eukaryota; Metazoa; Arthropoda; Insecta; Psocodea; Pediculidae
Product: GPI-anchored protein p137, putative
Exons: 11
Coding region: 1-1920 (639 amino acids)
Cellular component (GO): cytoplasm
Molecular function (GO): RNA binding
Source: RefSeq, a predicted model, not a curated record
AUGCCUUCUGCGAGUUCGAAGUCAGAAAAACCAGCGUCCACGGAGGCUGUAGAUCCGCUUAAGCAAGCAAUUGUCAUUAUAGGACAUAAAAUUAGAAACCUUGAAAAAAGAAAGAGUAAGUUAGACUCAUAUAAGGAGAGUAUUGAUUCGCUUACAAAGGGACAGAUUGAAGCUGUUGCCAAAUAUGACGAAGUUGUACAUCAAUUGGAGCUUUCAAAAGAAUAUGUUAAACAGUUUAAAGUUAUUAGUGAUGAAAAUGAUAAAGAGAAAAAGAAACAAGCUAAAAAAGAUGCGCAAGACAAGUAUUUGUUAGAAAUAAGCAAAAUAAAACAGAUCUUGGAAAUUCAGGAUGUUUUGCAAAGCAUAAAAACGGAAAAUGUCAGACAGGAUUUCUUAGAAGGACAAAAUGGAGCCGUAAAGCUAACAGAAGCUGAUUUUAAAGUUUUGGAUGAUCUUAGUACUGAAAUUUUGCCUAAAAGAUUUUCAGAUGAUGGUACACGUUUUGAAAAUGAUCAGUUUCAGAAAGCUGCAGAGAAUUUCAUAACUAUUGUCGAUGGGAAACCGAAAAAAUUAGCAGGUUCAACUGGUACAAAGUUAAAAGAAUUAAUUAUAUCAAUUCACACGAGUGGAUAUUUUGAUAGACCUGCUGAUGAAAAAGCCUCUGCACCUCAGGAUUUGAAUACUGUUAAAAAUGAAGAAGAAUUUACAGAUACUAAAGAAAUGAUAAGCAACAUUAUUGUGCCUACUCAAACUUCAACCGAAGGAAAUCAUUUGUCUAUUCAAAAUUCUGGUCCUGUUCAAAAUAUAAUACCGGGAAAUCAUAUUAUGCCUGGAGCACAACCAGCAAUGAUUCCCCCUAAUCAACAUCCAAUUCUACCUCCCAAUGUUACAAAUAUUGUUCCAACUCCCGUUUCUCAGGUGGAAAGUGGGUUUUUUAAUGCACAAGGAUUUAAACCACCAACUGCACCUAACGCUCCUCCGUCCAAUCAGAAUAACCGACAAAUAAACGAUGUGAUUCAAAACGUUGCUGGAAAAUUCAGUUUUCUUCAAGAAUCGGAACUCGAUAUUGGAGAAUUAAAUUCAGUUGUAAUUACAGGCAAUCCUAAUUUAGCAGCGCCUCAAAUGCCUGGAACUACUCCCAUACCGACUCAAACGUUCACCAAUCAAAAUUUUAACAAUCAAACUGGGAAUGCACCGACUUAUCCUACAAAUUAUCCUCCUCCUCAACCUCCUCCCACCUAUCAAACUUUUGUUCCAGCUUUUCCCGGUUUUGUCCCACCUAAUGCAUCUACAGUUCAAAAUUCUACAGUUAGUCAUAGUGUCUCGAAUCCUACAACAAUCGCUCCCGUCAGCAAUUCCAUAAAUCAAAACCUGUCAAAUAGUAAUAGUACUAAUGUAGAAAAGCAGGACAAUGAAAAGCCGGAUUGGUCUCAAACGGAGAGUACAAAUUGGGCCGAUGAUUGGGUAGAAACGUCAGAAUGGAAUUCCGUUAAUCAAACCCAAUCGGAAGGAUUCCGAGAUUCUCAAAACAAUCCGGGGAGUGGUGGGGGACCGAAUUAUUAUCAAAAUCAAAACGGAUACCAAGGAAGAAAUAAUGAAUAUUCAACGGGGAAAGGUUCAGAUCUAAGGGAUAAUAAUAGCAGCUUUAAAGAACGUGGGGAAUACAACAAUAGAGACAGAGAUUCUUACGGUGGAGGUUUCAAAAGAGGUCUCAGCAAUCGAGGACCUGGAAUGAAACCUGGACCUGGAGACCGCGGUGAUAAAUCUCAAAUGCAGAUUCCUAGAAAUAAUCUUGGCGGAGGUCCUAGAAUUUCGAGAAAUAUAAAUAAUAAUCGUCAACCGGGAGGAAAUAGAGGAGGAGGUCCUCCUAAUUUUCCAAGGCAGCCACCUAAUCCUACCGCUCCUGUAGGACCCAAAUGA